AUUUUCGUCGUGUGGAAUGUGUAAUAUUGUGUUGAAUUUUGUGCGAGGCUGCCACGACGCCCCGCGGCCCCCGCACGCCUAUGAAAACUGUUCAUUGCACUAUAGUAUGGGCCUUGUGCGUGCAUAGUGUGUGCAGUGCAUGUAUGAGCAUAUGAUUUGGGCCUGCGUGUGUGUUCGUGUGUUGUUGGUGAAUUGACAUUGCCCACGCGAUAAUUUGUAUUCCAACCCAAUGACUUAUGAGAGAUGACUUCAUUGAGUUCAGCUGAACAGCUAGAAACAAAGGACGAUGUACCACCUACUGUGACUCGGGAGCUGCAGUCAGAGGUCAAAGAACCUGCGCUACCUGUAGAGCAGAACUGUAGUAUAAGCCCAGAGACAGAGGACGUGUUACAUGAUCAUUUCCUACUGCCCUGUACAGUCAAAGUUAAGUGCGGCGGCUGCGGAAAGGAAGCCGAGGUUUUAAACCAAGACGACACCUCCCCGGACCUGACCGAAUUCUCGUACAUCUGCGACAUCUGCAAGUCCCGCGCCCAGAAGAAGCUCCGCCUCCACCAGCUCAUCAACGGCGGGACGUUCGCGGCGCAGGAACAACCGGAUCGGACAGAGCCGAAGCGGAAGCACCCAUGCCCGCACUGCUUUAAGGAAUUCAACUCCCAGAAGGACAUGAAAAGACAUACAAACAUCCAUACAGGAUUGAAACCAUACGCGUGCGAUACCUGCGGAAAGUCCUUCUCGCAGAGCUGCAGCCUGAAGCGCCAUCUAGUGACGCACACAGACUCUAAGCCGCACCGCUGCGAGGUCUGCGGUCAGACGUUCAGGGGUCAUCUGGCCCGGCAUAUGAGGAGCCAUACAGGGGAGAAGCCGUUCACCUGCGAGAUUUGCCAGAAAGGGUUCUACAGGAGCGAGCUUCUGAAGAGGCAUUUGGCGGAGCAUAUGACAGACGGAAGUGUUUCCGGCUCUAAAUCCAAGCUAGACGAUAUUUUUCAAAGGAGCCUGACCAAGCAGCAUACCUGCUUGAUCUGUGACAAAACAUACACAAACAGUGGACACCUCGCAAGACACAUGAAGCAACACAACAAUGAGAAUGUCCUGCGGUGCGGGGUAUGCACCAAGGUGUUCUACGUCAAGGAUGAACUCCAGGAACAUCUGCAGGGCCACAGCAAAGAAGACCUGGCUGCAAUCAUCGCUGGCACACUUGCAAACUUGCCUAUGAUGACCAAUGGCAGCCCUCCCUCUCCUGAGGCUGAAGAUGAUCCGAUAAAAGAAGAGCUUGCUCCUGAAGACGAUACCCCGGCGGUCUUCCCUUCACAGGACGCAGCUCCAGAGGAACACGCCUGCCUGGAGGACAAGGUGACCUGUGGCAUCUGCGGUCAUGCCUGCUGCUGUACCAACUACAUCCCACUACACAUGGAGAACCAUGAAGAAACCAUGGUCAACCACGAAGAGACCAUGUUAGUCCAGUGCAGAUCCUGCGGAAUGGACUUUGCACCAUCUGGUGCCAACAAAGGCUCCACGAUCUGCAACGUCUGCAAGCCCGAACAAGCAGGAAUGGGAGCACAACCAAAAUCGGAUGACAUCCAAGACGAUGAGGGAGACGAGGCCCAGGACGAUGUCCAGGAUGAUGAUGGACUCGCCGCAGGGGAUGAUGAGGAGAAGAGACACCAGUGCCUUGAAUGCGACAAGACAUACAAGUACAUCAAGCACCUCAGGGAGCACGCUCGGAUCCAUGCUGGCGGGUACCGACCGUACAAGUGCCCCACCUGCAGCAAGACCUUCUCCAAGCGAUACCACCUCAACAGGCACAUGCUGAUCCAUGGUAGACAUCAGCAAAGACAGCAGCAGAGCCAGUCCAAGACGCUCGCUGGAGUGAAGGGGAGAAUCGGAAGGCCACCUCACACCAUGGGAAGGCCACCUAACACCGUCGGAAGGCCACCUAACACCGUCGGAAGGCCACCCAAAACUGUAGGAAGGCCGCCACACACCGUGGGAAGGCCGCCACACGCCUUGGGAAGGCCGCCGCACACCGUGGGAAGGCCGCCGCACACCGUGGGAAGGCCGCCGCACACAGUGGGAAGGCCCGUGGGAAGGCCACCGCUGCAGCACGUCGUGAAGAAGGGGAGAGUCGGAAGGCCACGGCUCACUGAUCGAAAGCCGCAGCUGACCGAGAUGAAGCCGGUUGUUGCGGUUGCUGUCAAUGUGUAUGCAAGGCCGAAGCCACAUUCUGGAGGCAUGCCGUUUGUUUGCUCUGCCUGUGGGAAAGGGUUCCUGAAGAGGGUUCCCUUGAAGCGGCAUCUGCUUAACCACCUUCAAGAAGGCACCAUCCCUAAGGAUCAUCCGCAGAUCAAUGAGAUGAAGGUCAAUUCCUACGUGAACGCCAACAUGGGUGAAGCGCCCUCGCCCCAGCUCCAGACCUGUCCCAUCUGCACCAAGGUCUGCAAAGGUCUCCAUCUUUACCGACACAUGAAGAUACAUUCCAAGGAAGAGAUCGCAAAGGCCAAAGAGGGCGCAAUAGGUUCCUCUUCCCCGCAGCUCCAGCAGCAGCAGCAGCAGCAGCACAAGAGGCCUCAGAUGAAGAUCUCGAGUAGGGAAGCUCAGGGCGAGAUGGACUACGAGAAAGAUGAGAGUCAUUUUGACGGUGAAGAUUCUGAUGAAGAAAACAUGGAGGAUGAAGAAGAGGAAGAGGAUGGAUCGAUGUCCAUGUUAAAGGAUGGUGACCUCAAUGUCAAGGAAGAACCACCUGAGGAGGUAAAGGAACACACGUGUCUAGAAGACAAGGUCACCUGCGGGAUAUGUGGACAUAACUGCUGCUGCGCCAACUACAUAACAGUCCAUAUGGAAAUGCACAGCAAUGAAUCUGAGAACUGUGGCAAGUGUGGGAAGGAACUGGGUGAUCUUCCAUCCACCUAUGUCAAAGGUGGACGCAUCUGCAGCAUCUGCGCUUCCCGCUCCAGGAAGCAGUUGCGCCUCCACCAGAUUCUCCGGAACAGGGUGAUCCCUUCGGAUCUGCCCGCCGGCGUGACGAAGAAGCGCAUUGAGUGCCCGCACUGCCCGAAGAGCUUCGUAGAUCGCAAGUACUUCAGGGAGCAUCUGCGGAUCCAUACGGGUGAGAAGCGCUACCACUGCUCCUUCUGCGGGAUGGGCUUCGCGCACAGCCGCAACUUCAAGCGCCACGUCUGGAGGCACACUGGUGAGAAGCCCAACUGGUGCAACAUCUGCAACAAGGGGAUCGCUGGACACCUCGCGAGGCACAUGCGCAGCCACUCCACCGAGAAGAGCUACGUCUGCAACAUGUGCCACAAGGGUUUCAACCGCAGCGAGCAUCUCAAGAGGCACUUGAAGACGCACCUUGGUAUGCAUGAGGAGUACCAGUGCCAUCUCUGCUCCAAGAAGUACCUGCGGAAGGAGCACUUGAAGCGGCAUGUGAGAUCUCAUGAAGAUGGGACACUGACACAGCAGGGAGGAGCUGGCUCCAAUGAACUUAGUCCAGUAGUCAUGCCCGUUCGUCCACCAGUGAAUGACCAGCCAUACCGGGAGCAUCCCUGCACAUACAAUGACGCUGUCUGUGGUCUUUGUGGUGACGCCUGCUGUUGCGCCAACUACCUUCCUUUCCACAUGGAAGUGCAUGGUGAGAAAGCCGAAGACUACAUCGAAGGCGGCACCGUCAAGAAGGGCGCUACGCCGAGACAAGGUGGUGAUGGUGAGAAGCCAGUCAGGGACCACUCCUGCACCUAUGAUCCUGUGACCUGCGGUCUCUGUGGGCAGGCAUGCUGUUGUGCCAACUAUAUCCCCCUGCACAUGGAGAUUCAUGGUGAGAAGGCGAAGGAUCUUCCCAAAGACCACAUCCUCAAGGACUCUGAAGGUGAAAGUCUGACGGAAGCCCAUGAAGCACCCCAGAUUGCAGGGAAACAAGUGAAAGGGCACCCUUGCUUGCAGUACAAGGUGAGCUGUGGCAUUUGUGGUGAUGUAUGCUGUUGUACCAACUACAUUCCUUUCCAUAUGGAGCAGCACAAUGAGCAGGCUACAGAGUCCAUCGGAGAGGAUGAUAUCAUCAAGAAAGCCCUAGAUGCCUCCGACAUUGCCUCCGACUGCGGAGACGAUGUCAAACCACACCCUUGUACUCAUGAACUAAUCAGCUGUGGCAUCUGUGGCGAGCCAUGCUGUUGCCCCAACUACAUUCCUUUCCAUAUGAAACUGCACAGCGAGGUGAUGGACCAAGAGCCAAUCUGCCAAGAGGAAGUCGCCUACGUUGCCAAUCCAACAACUGUUACUGAUCAAGAUGUAGCUGAUACAGCAGAUGCUGUUCAAGAAGUCACAUCUUCUGCAGUUGAAGCAGUAGAAGCAGUCCAAACCCCUGAGGCAGUUGAAGCGCCAAGAGCAGUGCCGACACUGGGGCCGAAAGAAGAAGCUUUCGAAAAACAGGUGGUGAAUAAUGGCAGUGCCGUCAUGGAGGAACAUGUGGAAGAAUUUGACUGGGCCAGUGUUGCCAACUUCCUUCAAGGAACCCCUGAACCAGACCCGUUGCCUGUUCCUCCACUCCUCGCCAGCGGAAGCAACGUUGAACCUUUAAACGGAUCACCUAUCAAGGAAGAGCCCUCCACAGCUAGUCAUGUCGAUGAACACCAGGUGACGACGGAUCACGUGUGUCUUCAGGCCGAGGUGACCUGCGAGACCUGCGACAAGCUCCUGUGUUGCAUCAACAUCCUCAUUCCGCACCUGGACACCCACAAGGUCAUCAGCGUACGGUGCGAGCUCUGCCAACGGCACGUGGAGAUGACCAAGACCGUCACGGUGCUCAAAGACGGGGUCAAGAUCUACAAAUGCGGGAGCUGCGUGAUGGGCAUCUCAAUGAUGUCGUCCAGCCCCUCCAGGACAUCUCAGGUAAGAGCUGGUGAACCACGUGUCCUCGCAAAGAAGAGUAUCCCGUGUCCACACUGCAGCAGGGUAUUGAAGUGCCGCAAGGAUUACACUCGCCACGUGAAGAUCCAUGCGGAAUUCAAACCCUUCAAGUGCGACAUCUGCGAUAAGGAGUUUACGGCGAUGGCCAACCUGAGGCGUCAUCUGGACGCGCAUGCCGGGGUGAAGCCACAUGAAUGUCAGAUCUGCGGGCAGUACUUUAGUGGCCACAUGGCUCGUCACAUGAGGACCCACACAGGCGAGAAGAAGUACAGCUGUGAGAUCUGCAAAAAGGGAUUCCAACGCUUGGAGCAUCUGAAGAGACAUCUGUGGCAGCAUGUCAAGGAUGGACAGGCCACCAGCUCCCAUAAACAGCUACUUGAACUAGGCAUCACGGCGGACACUCCGCCACCGAGCGAGGCGGCGCCAUCUAAGCCCAACUGGUGCCAUAUCUGCGAGAAGGUGAUCCCGGGACGCCUUGCCCGGCAUAUGAUAACACACAGUGGCGUGAAACCCUACCAGUGCAGCGAAUGCCCCAAGGCUUUCUUCCGCUACGAGCACCUGAAGAGGCAUCUUGAAAUGCACUCCAGGAAUAAACAAUAUACAGGUGUAGUCAACACCCUGAAGGGUCAAUAGGUCAAGUGAAUCCUUACUUUAAACCAAUUCCUACAUCUUACAUGUUUUAUCCCGAAGUACAACCUAAGCGAGAAGACGAGAAGACUUUCCUUCAGUGAGAACAUCUGGAGGGUGUUUCACAAAUGUUGUCAUCAGUGACAAAUGACAGUUUUUGUUAUAAGCUACUGAAAUCCUUGCUUCUGAUUGGUUAUCAGCAGAUUUGUCACUGAUUUUUAUCGUUUGUCAUUGAGAAAAGGCUUUGUGAAACGGGUCCCUGGAGAAGGUAUCUAGAAAUCCAUGAUCAGAGAGCACAACUUGCUAGAAUGCUGUCAAUACCUGAAAGUGAAAGCAAUUCCAUCACUGUACAUGUUUUAUCCCGAAGUACAACCUAUGCGAGGAGACUUUUCUUCAGUGAGAAUAUCUGGAGAAACAUCUGGAAGUCUUAGCUCUGUGAGGACAAUUUACCGCGGAGCAGCAAACACCCUGAAGACGUGAAACCAAUUCCUUCACUGUACAUAUUUUAUCCCGAAGUAUAACCUAUAAGACGAGACUUUUCUUCUGUGGGAAAAUCUACAACUCCAUGUCCAGAGAGGACAAUUUACAGGGGUGCUGUCGACACCCUGAAGUGAAACUAAUUCUUUUAACCAUAUGUGUUUAAUCCAAGAUUACCACCUUAUAGACAAGACUUUCCUUCAGCAAGAACAUCUGGAGAAACAUAUGGAAGUCAAAGCUCGGAGGGGACAAUUUCAUGAUGUAACAAUGGGUUCCGGAAUUUGGUGGUUGCAUUUCUCAAGAUUUGAACUACAUCGUAAUCCAGGGCCCCCGUCUUUAUACAAAGAGUCAAUCGCAACUAUAUAGAUAGGAGACUGCAAACUUGCGAUUGAUUGGAGUACUUACGAUUGAUUUGGAUUGAUCGUAACUCUUUGUAAGACUGGUCCUUGACCCGUCAUUGACAUUCAACCAAAGGGUUGAUGGCCAUAAGCACCAGUGCUGGUAUUGAAUCCAAUGCUUAUGUCAGAAAUGAGAGUAUUUUACUAGGUUUCUGGCUAAGAUAAAUACUUACAAUGUAUUGAAUGUAGCCAAAUUUGAAAUACAUACUACACCAUUUACAUGUAUAUAUGUUUAUCUUUAUAUAGAUGUAGGAAGCAUUAAAGUGUAAAAGAUUUAAAGGAAAGUUAUUGUUGCUUUAUAUGUUGAAAAUUCAAUUUUCCUUUGUGACGCAAAAAAAGAAAAGAAUUU
Molecule: messenger RNA, 6747 nt
Organism: Strongylocentrotus purpuratus (purple sea urchin)
Lineage: Eukaryota; Metazoa; Echinodermata; Echinoidea; Camarodonta; Strongylocentrotidae
Product: zinc finger protein Xfin
Exons: 14
Coding region: 244-5529 (1761 amino acids)
Source: RefSeq, a predicted model, not a curated record